Laetiporus sulphureus 93-53 is the source of this 808-nucleotide messenger RNA. RefSeq lists its product as uncharacterized. Lineage: Eukaryota; Fungi; Basidiomycota; Agaricomycetes; Polyporales; Laetiporaceae. The transcript has 2 exons. The record is from RefSeq and is a predicted model, not a curated record. Bases 27 to 578 code for a protein of 183 amino acids.
CAGUGACAACAAAGCAGGAUAAUGCCAUGGACAUUGUGGAAGAUGUUUUUGCUGGUCAGCAUGCCAAUUCUCUUGGCAAAGAGAAUGAAGAUGCCAUCAUGGUGGAUGACAGUGAGGGAGAACAGCUGGUGACACCAUCUUUGGAUGCUGCAUAUUGGGAGUCUUUGUUUGGCCCAGAACCAGAGGAGGAACAAACUUCCACAGCAGCUACACAGCUGAACAUCCAUUCCCCCUCCCCUUCCCCUUCCCUGGCUUCUUCUUCCCCUUCUCCGGCUUCUUCCCGUUUCCAUUCCCCUUCUUUCACAAGAUCAGUCUCGGAAUCAUAUAUACCAACACCUCGGCAAUCAGCAAGCAGGAGAUUUGCACACAAGAUCACAGGUCUCGUAAUCAAGACGGCUCAGGAUUGGACCGACUCCAUCAAUGCAUUCGUUGAUCAAGUCAAACACAAACAGCCACCUCAGGAGGAGACCUGGUUCCAGUUGAAAUGGGCACUAGGAGAGAUCGACGAGGCUAGGCAGAAGGUGUCCGAGUCGAUGGAAGUUGUAAAGGUACGUCAAAUUCAAUUGCCAAGCCGUUGAUCGUCUUUACGAGGAUGCUGACAUCGUGCCAUUCUUCACAGCAAUCGGGACUGGCGCACGCAAUGGGGCGCUUUUUGAGACUGCAUAAAGUGCCACCUGGAUACUCGCUUUCGGAAGUCCAGAAACCUCGCUGAAAAUGCGGUGGCGAAGUGAUCGAGCCUAGCCCUGUCGCGCCACAAAAAAUCAAAGGCCACAAGCCCAGAAACUGUAUCGCUUCGUGAACGACAGCG